GCCACCGUCGAUCCCUGGCCGGAAGAACGCGACUCUUUCCGGGCUUCGGGGUCCUGGGAGACAGUAUAAGAGCUUUCUCCAGUCCCGCACCGGUGUCUCUCCCGGAGCAGGACGCGUCGCCAUGGCGACGCCGGGGGAGCUGGAGCGGUGGGUGGAGGAGGAGCUGCACUCGGUGCUGGGGCUGAGCGAGCGGCACGUCGCGCAGUUCCUGAUCGGCACCGCGCAGCGCUGCGUCUCCGCCGAGGAGUUUGUGCAGCGCCUGCGCGACACCGACACCCUGGACCUCGGCGGGCCGGCGCGGGACUUCGCGCUGAGGCUCUGGAGCAAGGUCCCACGGAAGACUGUGGUGGAAAAGCCAGCUCGGGUAGCUGAGCGAGAGGCCCGAGCCCUGUUGGAGAAGAACCGUUCUUAUAAGUUGUUGGAAGACAGCGACAGCGAGAGUGGUGAGGAGGCAGUGGGCAGGGACGGGAGCAGCCUCCAGAAGAAGAGAAAGAGAAGGAAACACCUCCGAAAGAAACACCAGGAAGAGGAGGACGAGGAGGAGGAGGAGGAAGAGCCAAUCAGGAAGAAGUCAGGGGGGAGUAAAUCGCCCACGGAGGAGAAGCCAGCCUCAGAGGAUGAGUGGGAGAGGACGGAGCGUGAGCGUCUCCAGGACUUGGAGGAACGGGAUGCCUUUGCAGAGCGGGUUCGGCAACGCGACAAGGACCGGACCCGGAAUGUCCUGGAACGGUCAGAUAAGAAGGCUUAUGAAGAGGCUCAGAAGCGACUCAAGAUGGCUGAGGAAGACCGGAAAGCCAUGGUCCCUGAGCUCCGUAAGAAGUCUCGUCGGGAAUACCUUGCAAAGCGGGAGCGGGAAAAACUGGAGGACCUGGAGGCAGAACUGGCUGACGAGGAGGUCCUGUUUGGGGACGUGGAGCUGAGCCGCCAUGAGCGCAGGGAGCUCAAAUAUAAGCGACGCGUGCGGGACCUGGCUAGGGAGUACCGGGCAGCGGGCGAGCAGGAGAAGCUGGAGGCCACUAAUCGCUACCACAUGCCCAAGGAGACCCGAGGACAGCCAGCUCGAGCUGUGGACGUCGUCGAGGAGGAAUCGGGUGCUCCAGGAGAGGAGCAGCGGCGCUGGGAGGAGGCCCAGCUGGGUGCUGCGUCCCUUAAGUUUGGGGCCCGAGAUGCUGCUGCACAGGAGCCCAAGUACCAGCUGGUGCUGGAGGAGGAGGAGACCAUCGAGUUUGUCCGUGCGACUCAGCUCCAGGGUGAUGGUGAGAGGAAGAAAGAGUCUGGGAUGGUGACUCGAAGGCUUCUAAAGCCCUUUGAUGGGGACCUCACCAUCUCUGUCGCCCUUCCUCAGGAGCCAUCCCAAGGAGUAACCCUUCUCUCCUUUUAGGGUUACACAAAGAAGGGUAUGAAGAUUGCUUGCACCCAGCCUCGGAGAGUGGCGGCCAUGAGUGUAGCAGCCCGAGUGGCCCGGGAGAUGGGUGUGAAGCUUGGGAAUGAGGUGGGAUACAGCAUCCGGUUUGAGGACUGCACAUCAGAGCGAACAGUUCUCCGCUACAUGACAGACGGAAUGCUACUCCGGGAGUUCCUCUCUGAGCCUGACCUUGCAAGUUACAGUGUGGUGAUGGUGGAUGAAGCUCAUGAGCGGACCUUGCACACAGACAUUCUCUUUGGAUUGAUCAAAGAUGUUGCUAGAUUCCGACCGGAGCUCAAGGUCCUGGUGGCUUCAGCCACACUGGAUACUGCCCGUUUUUCUGCCUUCUUUGAUGACGCCCCUGUCUUCCGUAUCCCUGGACGCAGGUUUCCAGUUGACAUCUUCUAUACCAAGGCCCCAGAGGCUGACUACCUGGAAGCCUGUGUUGUGUCAGUGCUGCAGAUCCAUGUGACUCAGCCCCCUGGGGAUAUACUGGUGUUCCUGACAGGACAGGAGGAGAUCGAGGCUGCCUGUGAGAUGCUCCAGGACCGCUGCCGCAGACUGGGCUCCAAGAUCCGGGAGCUCCUGGUGCUGCCCAUUUAUGCCAACCUGCCCUCAGACAUGCAGGCUCGCAUCUUCCAGCCCACACCCCCUGGGGCCCGAAAGGUGGUUGUGGCAACAAACAUUGCAGAAACUUCCCUCACCAUCGAAGGCAUCAUUUACGUGCUGGAUCCAGGGUUCUGCAAGCAGAAGAGCUACAACCCUCGCACAGGCAUGGAGUCCCUAACGGUCACACCCUGCAGCAAGGCUUCAGCCAAUCAGCGUGCUGGCCGAGCAGGCCGAGUGGCUGCAGGGAAGUGCUUCCGCCUGUACACAGCCUGGGCCUAUCAGCAUGAGCUGGAGGAGACCACAGUUCCUGAGAUCCAGAGGACAAGCCUGGGCAACGUUGUGCUGCUGCUAAAGAGCUUAGGCAUCCACGACCUGGUGCACUUUGACUUCUUGGACCCUCCACCGUACGAGACCCUGCUGCUGGCUCUGGAACAACUUUAUGCCCUUGGCGCCCUCAACCACCUUGGAGAACUCACCACGUCUGGUCGAAAGAUGGCAGAGCUGCCUGUGGAUCCCAUGCUGUCUAAAAUGAUCCUGGCCUCCGAGAAGUACAGCUGUUCCGAAGAGAUCCUGACCGUGGCUGCUAUGCUGUCUGUCAACAAUUCCAUCUUCUACCGGCCCAAGGAUAAGGUCGUCCAUGCCGACAAUGCCCGUGUCAACUUCUUCCUCCCUGGUGGGGACCACCUGGUUCUGCUAAAUGUGUACACACAGUGGGCUGAGAGUGGCUACUCUUCCCAGUGGUGCUAUGAAAACUUCGUACAGUUCAGAUCCAUGCGCCGAGCCCGGGAUGUGCGGGAACAGCUGGAGGGGCUCUUGGAGCGUGUGGAAGUUGGCUUGACUUCUUGCCAAGGUGACUACGUUCGUGUGCGAAAGGCCAUCACUUCGGGUUAUUUUUACCACAUAGCAAGGCUGACUCGGAGUGGCUACCGCACAGUGAAGCAGCAGCAGACAGUGUUUAUUCAUCCCAACUCCUCUCUCUUUGAACAACAGCCACCACCACGCUGGUUGCUCUACCAUGAGCUUGUCUUUACCACAAAGGAAUUCAUGAGACAGGUAAGGGACUAUUGCUUGCUCGGAUGGGUGGAGACUGGGGAGACAAUAUGCUGGCUCAGUUCAUAUGAAAGGGACUGUCAUGGAGACAUGAAGGGUUAG
Molecule: messenger RNA, 3166 nt
Organism: Mastomys coucha (southern multimammate mouse)
Lineage: Eukaryota; Metazoa; Chordata; Mammalia; Rodentia; Muridae
Product: pre-mRNA-splicing factor ATP-dependent RNA helicase DHX16-like
Cellular component (GO): intracellular anatomical structure; catalytic step 2 spliceosome
Molecular function (GO): RNA binding
Source: RefSeq, a predicted model, not a curated record